Molecule: messenger RNA, 4116 nt
Organism: Harmonia axyridis
Lineage: Eukaryota; Metazoa; Arthropoda; Insecta; Coleoptera; Coccinellidae
Exons: 1
Coding region: 1-4116 (1371 amino acids)
Biological process (GO): DNA integration
Molecular function (GO): nucleic acid binding
Source: RefSeq, a predicted model, not a curated record
AUGCCUACCGCUUGGAUCCGUCUAGACAACCGGCGGAAUGUCGUUUUUGGCCGUGCUCUUCUUGAUUCAGGUUGCCAACACACCCUCAUCACCCGAGAUUGGGCCACCAAGCUUCGUCUGCGCAUUCACCCCGAAGCUAUUCAACUUCGCACCUUGAGUAACGCGGAUCAGUUUCGCAUCCAAGGGUACGCAUACGUCACUCUCUGUCACCGAGGGGAUCCCCCAAAUCUAAUCAUUAAAGCCUACGUUCUUGACGGCCAUCUAGACCCUCUUCCUGUCCAAGCGUUCAAUGGCCGAUGGUCUGAGUUUCGGCAAUUCAACCUAGCUGAUCCACUCUUCUAUCUUCCUCGCAUCAUAGGGAUGUUGAUUGGUUCGGAUGUGCUCCCUCAUCUAAUUCUUCCUGGCACGUUGCGCCCAUCGUCUGAACUUCCAGGGGCAUUGUCUACCACCUUAGGUUGGGUGCUCUAUGGGCCCUAUGCUCGUUAUCGCAAGAGAACAAAACAUGUUUCCUUCUCACCUGACAUUGUCAAUGGUUUCACUCGACAUCCUAAAAGUACCCAUCAGGCCCUCCAACAACACACCUCUUCAUCAUCUUCUGCAGGGUUAUCACCUGCUGUUCCUCCUUCGUCACUUACGCAGCCUGAUUCUCCUCUAUCAGUGAUCACCUGCCAUUCCUCUUCUGACAAACCUAAGUCUUCUGAUGCAUCUCCCAAACUCUCACCAUCUGACGUGAUAAAAUCUCAUGUCGUUACCGAUCUUCAGACCACGAACAUGAGCCCCUCGCAUCAUUCAGACCAGGAGCUUGUCCACCUCGUUCGUCGCUUUUGGGAACUCGACAAGGUACCUGAAGUGCUUCCUUUAACUCCUGCAGAGAAAGAAUGUGAAAUGCUGUAUCGCGCUGAUGUAACUCGUGACUCCAACGGAAGAUACACCGUUGGUUUACCCUUGUCAUCUUCUCGGCUGGGUACCUCCGUCAACGUGGCGACUAGGCAGUUUAUUCGGUUGGAACAUCGUCUAGACAAUAACCCUGCUCUUCGUGUCGCCUAUCAUGAGUUCAUGCGUGAUUAUCUCGAAAGUGGACACAUGGAAUUGGUUCCUGAAUCUUCUGAUUGUCCGCGAUAUGAACCAUAUUACAUCCCUCAUCAUCCUGUACAUCGCCCUGACGACCCUCCUACUAAAAUUCGAGUGGUUUUCAACGCCUCUUGCGCAUCUGCUAAUGGCAAAUCCCUCAACGAUCUUCUUCUUACUGGCCCGAAACUGCAAGCGGAUAUUUUCACUCUUCUGCUUCGCUUUCGUCUACAUCGAUAUGUCUUCACUGCCGAUAUCAGACAGAUGUAUCGACAGAUCUUGAUAAGCCCUGAGCAAAGGGAUUAUCAACGCAUAGUCUGGCGUUUCACCAAACAGGAACCUCUCCAAUAUUAUCGCCUUAACACCGUCACUUAUGGAGUUUCUUCAGCUCCCUAUUUGGCACUUAGGACCCUCCGACAGCUAGCUUCAGACGACGGACCCAAGUUUCCUGCUGCUAGGCAGGUUUUGCUAGAUGAAAUUUAUGUCGAUGACAUCUUAACAGGUUGUUCGUCCGAGGCUGAAGCUCUUGAGUUGCGUCAACAAGUUCAGGAUCUGCUCAUGGCGGGCGGUUUUGAGCUACGCAAAUGGGCUACUAAUCAUCUUCCUCUUUUGGAUGGUAUUCCUUCUGAUCAUCGUAGAGAAUCCUCCUCCAUUGACCCCCUUCUUCUCGACCGUGAACCGAGUCUCAAGAUUUUGGGACUUGGAUGGAAUCCAGCAUCUGAUCACUUCUUCUACUCUGUUCGUUUGACCUCAACAGCAAUCACCAAGCGGUCUGUGUUGAGUCAGAUGGCCAGAAUCUUCGAUCCCUUGGGAUGGUUAGCUCCUGUUACCUUCUAUGCGAAGAUUUUCUUCCGUCAGCUCUGCUUACUCCAUCUGGAAUGGGACCAACCUCUUUCCAGUGAGGUUCAGCCCCCAUGGUUGCAGUUUCAAUCCCAGCUCCCCACUUUGACGGAGCUUCACAUACCACGAUUCAUCUCAGCCAUUUCUUCUUCUGCUCAUCGGCUGAUCGGCUUCUGUGAUGCCUCUGAAUCUGGCUACGCUGCAGUAGUUUAUCUCCGCACUUUCGCAUCUUCUGGACAUUACCAUGUGUCUCUCCUGGCGGCCAAGUCCAAAAUUGCCCCUUGCAAGGCUACAACCCUGCCGCGCUUGGAACUGUGCGGUGCCCAUCUUCUCGCCAAGCUCAUGCAUCACCUGUCAUCUCGUGUUUUGCAGCAUCUCACUACUGAAUGCAUCGCCUUCUGCGAUUCUUCUGUAGCCUUGUCGUGGAUUCGUGGUGAGAGUCACAGGUGGAAGACAUUUGUUGGCAAUCGAGUCGCUGAGAUCCAGGAUCUGAUUCCCUCAAAUCACUGGAGGCAUGUGGUGUCUGAAGACAACCCAGCUGAUUGUGCCUCUCGAGGAUUGAUGCCUGCAGACAUUCAUCAUCACCCAUUGUGGUGGCGUGGUCCUCACUGGUUGUCUCUCGAUUCCUCUCUAUGGCCCCUGUCCUCUGUUGAUUCAUCUCAAAUUGAUCAAGUGGACGAAGAAGCCAAGCCGCUCUCCGCUUUAGUGUUGACGGUUGUCUCCGGUGAACCCACCAUGAUUGACCGUUUUUCUUCGUAUCUUCGACUCAAGCGCGUCAUUGCCUUUUGUCGACGUUUCAUACUGAAUGCUCGUGGUUCAGCUUUACCUCGCACAGGUUUUCUCACCUCUGUUGAGCUUCAGGAAGCAGAGAUCUGCUUAAUACGUCUGGUUCAAUCUGUUCAUUUUGCCGAGGAGCUGGCUGAGCUGCAGAAACCAUCUUCUCGUCAUCGACUCAUCAUGAAACUUCACCUUUUUUGCGAUGAGUAUGGACUUGUUCGAGUUGGAGGUCGCCUUUCAGCCUCUUUAUUACCAUAUCGACACAAACAUCCUGUUCUUCUACCGAAGGACAAUCAUCUCACUCAUCUGAUAAUCGAUGAUGCCCAUUAUCGUCUUCUGCACGCCGGUGCUUUAGCUACUCAUUCGUACAUUCGUCGACGGUACUGGAUAUUGGACGGACGUAAUGUAGUACGCCAUCGUCUGCGCAAGUGCAACCGAUGCUUUUCUUGCAAGCCCCGUCCUCUAAUACAGCCAAUGGGCAAUCUUCCACCAGAGCGGCUAUCAUCUGCUGUGGCUUUUCUAACUACUGGUGUCGACUACGCCGGCCCAUUUUAUGUGACGAGUGCACGACUACGCGGAGCCGUUAGCACGAAGGCAUAUCUGGUUGUCUUCAUCUGCUUCUCUACUAAAGCAGUUCAUCUAGAAUUGGCAUCUGAGCUGUCAACUCCAGCGUUCAUCGCUGCUUAUCGGCGCUUUGUUGCACGCCGAGGUCAUCCUUCCGUCAUCUUUUCGGAUAACGGGACCAACUUUGUUGGUGCUCAUAACUACCUUCGUGACCUUGGUCGCUUACUGUCUGCUCCACAACAUCAGCAGAGUCUUUGUGAUGCCGCCUCGUCGUCCGGAACUGACUGGCGAUUCAUACCCCCUUCCAGUCCUCACUUUGGCGGCCUGUGGGAGGCCGCUGUAAAAUCUGCUAAACAUCAUCUUACUCGCGUUAUUAGCCAGCAGAAACUCACUUACGAGGAGUUUCUCACCGUCUGCACUCAGGUUGAAGCCAUCCUCAACUCUCGUCCUCUGUAUCUUCCAUCAUCUGAUCCUUCUGAUUUUGAGGCCCUUACACCAGGGCAUUUCUUGGUUUUCCGGUCCCUAACAGCUCCUCCUGACAACGAUGUCAGUUCUGUGUCUGUGAACCGGUUAUCUCGUUGGCAACUAGUCCAGCGAUUUCAGCAGGACUUCUGGAAGCGUUGGCGUCAGGAAUACUUGCAUACCUUGCAGCAACGUCACAAGUGGUUGCAACCAUCUACCCCCAUUCUUCCAGGUACUGUAGUCGUCAUUCGAGAUGAUAAUCUUCCUCCUCUGAAAUGGAGUAUCGGUCGUAUAUCAUCUGUUUUUCCUGGAACUGACUCCACCACUCGUGUAGCUGAUGUUACUACUUCCUCUGGGAUAAUUCGACGACCAGUCGUCAAGCUGUGUCCUCUUCCAAGUCAAUAG